Molecule: messenger RNA, 1083 nt
Organism: Peronospora matthiolae
Lineage: Eukaryota; Oomycota; Peronosporomycetes; Peronosporales; Peronosporaceae
Source: the annotation of a GenBank genome assembly
AUGGAUGCCGAUGUCGAUGCGAUAGACAUCGAUGAUGAUGAUGAUGAUGACGAAGAUGCUGGUAUAUUCAGCAUCGCCAAUUACUGCCAUAUUGAGGACGAUGACGCCCUCACUGGUGAAUUCAACGUUCUUUCAGCAGUGUACAAGAAGCGCACUGCUGUUGACAAGGAUGAAUCAGCAGAUGAAUUUUUGCUGACUCGCGAAGCGGUUGUUCGCUUUGUUCAAGACUCUAUUGCAGAUGCACUAUACAGACAGAAGAGAAACGCAGACAAACACGAAAGAGCAAAUUUUCUUUCAUUUGAUGAAGGAGACCUAGUUUUACUGUCUACAGUAAACCUACCGAAAUACGCAGUGACAAACAUGGGCAGCAGCAAAUUACUGCCCAGGUACAUCGGUCCAUUUUGUGUGUUGCGCCGCGUGUGCAACGCAUGCACGAUUGAACUGCCUCGUAGGAUGAAUACGCAUCCUACAUUUUACGUCGGAGAUCGCCGCCCGUGUUAUCAGUACGAUCCCGUUUUGAGAUGCGAAGAACACCUCCGCGGUCUAGAGUCGAGACCACCCUCGAUUGGUCCCGUUUCAACGAACCAGUCUGGUCGACUAGCGAAGCAACCUUCUCAUGCAGCUCAGCGAUGUCUCGACGAGCGGCAGCCAGCUCGUCACGAAGAGAACGAAUCGAACGUUCGUUCUCAAGUUGCGCGAACGCAAAUGCGGCACGAUCGUUCGAACGAUCGUGCGCUAAGGAGUUGUAAUUAUCAUUUACAAGGUCAUGGAGCUCAUGACGCCGAGUCCGUUCAUGAACCAAGUCAUCGUGUAACUGUUACGUUACACGGUUCAUCUCCAGAACAUCAAGCUGAUCCGACCAUCGAGCCGGAUCAGGUAUUCCCGCCACCACCACAUCUUUUGGUGGACUCAAGCGGUGGUCAACACUUCCUUGUUGAGCGCAUUUUAUACCACCGCGAUGUGAAUGGCGUCCGGACGAGCUACAUCGUCCGCUGGCGUGGCUAUCCACCGGCGUGGGACAGCUGGGAGCCUCGUGCCCAGCUGAUUGUUAAUGUUCUUGGUCUAGUCAAGCAAUAUGACUAG